AUGGAACCAGCCUGGCGACAUCACGGCCGGGGGCGUGGUCGCGGGGAUGGAGGUCUGCGGCCGCGAGCUCAGCCCAAGGAGAGAGAGCGACCCGGGGCCGAGCAGGGGGGCAACAAGAAGAGCCCAGCACAAACUCCAGCCGCAGCUGCGUCCGUGGAGUCGCGUUUCGAGGAGAUCAGGAAGUCAAACAUUGCUGCGGCUCAGCGAUUGGCCGAGAGGGGUUUUAGCUCCUCCUCUUCAGACGAAGACGAUGAUGAAGAUGUGUCAAGUAAAGACGGAAAGAGAGGACAGAUCCUGGCAUCAACCUUCACCUCGUACAGCCAACAGACAGGAGGGGACAGUGCUGGUCUGCAGAGGACUGGACAGUAUGUGAACGAGCUGUUCCAGUCUGGAGCGUUGACCUGCCUUAUCUGCAUCGGCUCCGUCAAAAGAACACAACCGGUGUGGAGCUGUGCCGGCUGCUUCUCGCACUUCCACCUCCCCUGUGUUCAGAAAUGGGCUCGAGAUUCAGUCUUUCUGGUGUCUUCAGUCACAGAUGAGGAUUUUGGACAGAAGCAACUGCCCUGGCCCUGUCCCAAAUGCAGAGCAGAGUAUCCUCCCAGUGCCACUCCAAACAGGUACAUGUGUUACUGUGGGAAAGUGCAGGACCCUCCGUCAGACCCCUGGCUCGUCCCUCACUCCUGCGGCUCUGUGUGUGAGAAGAGACUGAAGCCGGACUGUGGCCACACCUGCCUGCUGCUCUGCCAUCCAGGUCCGUGCCCCCCAUGUCCAAAGAUGGUGUCAGUGACGUGUUUGUGUGGAAAAGCCAAACCUCUGCCUCGACGCUGCAGCAAUAAGUCCUGGUCAUGUCAGCAGGUCUGUGCUAAAGUCCUCCCCUGUAAACAGCACACCUGUUCCCAGCUCUGCCACUCCGAGUGCCAGCCCUGUCCCAGAGUCAGUGUGCAGAAAUGUGCGUGUGGACGGGAGCGGAGAGAGAGGCCUUGUGCGGAGCCUCUGUGGAACUGUACACAGGUGUGUGGUCGUCCUCUUUCCUGUGGGAAUCAUACCUGUGAAGAGGUGUGCCACAGUGCCCCCUGUCCUCCUUGUCCUCGUGCUGUCAACAGGACUUGCCCUUGUGGGAAAACUAAGAGCUCAGCGGGCUGCGCGGAGGAGGUGCUGCCCUGUGGAGACACCUGCGAUCGACCUCUGACCUGCGGCAAACACAGCUGCUCCCGGAGGUGUCACCGCGGCAACUGUGACACGUGCCGACAGGAGGUGGAGAAGGAAUGCCGCUGUGGAAAACACCGGAAGCUGAUGCCGUGUCACAAAGAGUAUCUCUGCGACUCCAAAUGUUCCAAGACGCGCAGCUGCCAGCGCCACCAGUGCAGGCGCAAGUGUUGCCCAGGAGAGUGUCCUCCCUGUGACCAGAACUGUGGCCGCUCUCUUGGCUGUAGGAACCACAAGUGCCCCUCUGUCUGCCACCAAGGUGCGUGCUACCCCUGCCCAGAGACCGUGCCGGUGAGCUGCUCCUGUAGUAAAACCGUCUUGGUGGUGCCUUGUGGGAGAGAGAAGAGCACCAAACCCCCCCGAUGUAAAGAACUGUGCAGGCGCCCCCCAGAGUGUCACCAUCCGUCACUCCAGUCGCACCGCUGUCACCCUGGUCCCUGUCCGCCCUGCACUCUGCCCUGCGACCGCGCUCUGAGAGGCUGUGACCACCACUGCCCCAGGCCCUGCCACGACCGCGUCCUGGUCCAGUCACAGCAGGUGCAGUUGGCUGGACCCUGGGAGCAGCCGUCUAAGCCUGCCUUUGAGAAGAAGGCUCUGCCCUGCGCUCCCUGUCAGGUCCCCAUCCCAACGUCAUGUUUUGGAGGCCAUGAGGUGAGUCCUGUGCCGUGUCACCGCCGCGGCCCGUUCUCCUGCGGACGGCAGUGUGGAUGCCCUCUGACCUGCACCAACCACAGCUGCAGCCGCCCCUGCCACCCGGUCGCCCCCGGCAACAAGUGUGAGGAGUGCGAGUUGGGCUGCCUGAAGCCACGGCCCCUGGGCUGCCCUCACUCCUGCUCCAAGCCCUGUCACAGCGGCCCCUGUCCCCCCUGCCCCCAGACCCUCCGCCAGCGCGUGCCACUGCAAGAUCAGCUGCCUCUACAUCGCUUGCACAGAGUGGACUGCAGCCGACGACGGGACAAAGACCAAACUCUGCUCCUGCAACAACCAGUGUCCCAAACAGGUGCGUGCUACCCCUGCCCAGAGACCGUGCCGGUGAGCUGCUCCUGUAGUAAAACCGUCUUGGUGGUGCCUUGUGGGAGAGAGAAGAGCACCAAACCCCCCCGAUGUAAAGAACUGUGCAGGCGCCCCCCAGAGUGUCACCACCCGUCACUCCAGUCGCACCGCUGUCACCCUGGUCCCUGUCCGCCCUGCACUCUGCCCUGCGACCGCGCUCUGAGAGGCUGUGACCACCACUGCCCCAGGCCCUGCCACGACCGUGUCCUGGUCCAGUCACAGCAGGUGCAGUUGGCUGGACCCUGGGAGCAGCCGUCUAAGCCUGCCUUUGAGAAGAAGGCUCUGCCCUGCGCUCCCUGUCAGGUCCCCAUCCCAACGUCAUGUUUUGGAGGCCAUGAGGUGAGUCCUGUGCCGUGUCACCGCCGCGGCCCGUUCUCCUGCGGACGGCAGUGUGGAUGCCCUCUGACCUGCACCAACCACAGCUGCAGCCGCCCCUGCCACCCGGUCGCCCCCGGCAACAAGUGUGAGGAGUGCGAGUUGGGCUGCCUGAAGCCACGCCCCCUGGGCUGCCCUCACUCCUGCUCCAAGCCCUGUCACAGCGGCCCCUGUCCCCCCUGCCCCCAGACCCUCCGCCAGCGCUGCCACUGCAAGAUCAGCUGCCUCUACAUCGCUUGCACAGAGUGGACUGCAGCCGACGACGGGACAAAGACCAAACUCUGCUCCUGCAACAACCAGUGUCCCAAACAGCUGAGUUGUGGCCAUCGCUGUAGACUGCUGUGUCAUCCAGGAGACUGUGAGGCUCAGUGUUUGCACAAGGUCAAACUGCGCUGUCCCUGCAGACGACUCAAGAAGGAGGUGCAGUGCCACUUGUCGGCUCAGACUCGGCUUCAGUGCGACAACACGUGUAAAGAGCAACAGAAGAAGGUGACACAGGUUAAGGAGGCGGAGCUUAAGGCGGUAGAGGAGGAGGAGCUACGCAAACAACAGGAGGAGCUGGAAGCCUUCGAGAGGCGCCUUAAAGGGGCAGGACGCAGGAACAAGCGCAAGAGGAAAGGGGAGGAGUCUGAGGAUGGGGGGCGGGGCCUGUGGGCCCAACGAGGCCUCUCAUUGGUCUUGCUGUCCCCGGUGGCUCGGGGGCGUGUCUUCUCCAAGUGUGUCCUCGCGCCCUCUCCACGCGCUAACACACGAGUCUCGCGCUGCAGCAGCUCGUGUGGUGCGCGCGAGCCCAUGCAGCACAGCUUCAGCAGCGAGUCGUGUGGUGGAAGUGGGAGGGGCAUGGGUCGCAAGGGGGUGUGUCCAGACAAACUGGGCUCGGCCAAUCACCUACGGCGCCUGCUCUACAUCCUGGUCCCCACAGUGAGUCUGCUGACGGCUGUGCUGCUGCUGGCUCUGGCCCUGACAGGGAUGCUGGGCAGUGGCUUGUUGAGCUCCAGUCCUUUGCCGUCGCCUAAGCCUUUGACUGAAGAUGAUGUCACAACAACAACCCCCACCCCCUCCUCCAUCAGCCAAAUCCUCAUCACCCAAUUAAAAACUAAAGCUGCUUCAUCGGCCGCAGUCAUUGGACCAGACCUCACAGAGACCACACCCCCUCCCACAGAGCCGCCAUUGGAUUGGCUGACCACAGUAACGUCACUCAGCACAAUUUCUUCAUUGACUUUCACUACCAACGCACCGGCCUCUGAUUUUAACGGUAGCUGUCAGCUGAUCCAGGAGCCGCAGUGUCACAUGUUGCCGUAUAAUCAAACAUUUCUGACAUCAUCUCUCAACGUCGUCAAGAGUUCAGAGGUCGAUAUGCUGUUGAGGUUUUUCAGUUACUUGAGCCGCCUCUCGUGCUACAGACACAUCAUGCUGUUCGGCUGCUCACUCGCUCUACCCCAGUGUGUUCAUCAUGGAGACGACAGACGCCUGGUCCUCCCCUGCGAGUCAUUCUGUGAAGCGGCACGUCUCGGCUGUGAACCCGUCCUCCACAUGUUCAACGCCUCGUGGCCCGAAUUCCUGCGCUGCUCCCAGUUCAGCUCCUCCUCUGCACCCUCCUCCUCACCGUCUCCAGCCUCCUCUUCAUCAUCCACACCCUCCUCUCCAUCACUGUCACCUCCUCCGACAGCAUCAUCGUCAUCAUCAGUCUCUAUUUGCUACUCCCCCCGGAAUGUCAAGGGCAAAACAUCGGUGUGCGGUGGUCAGGAUCACUUCCUGUGCUCCAGUGGGAUCUGUGUUCCUCAGAAACUUGUCUGUAACGGAUUUAACGACUGCGACGACUGGAGUGACGAGACGCCCUGUGAGUGUGCGGACUGGGAGUUCCGUUGUUCCACCGGACGCUGUGUGCCUCCUAGUUUGGUCUGUGACGGAUUUGACGACUGUGGAGACCUCAGUGACGAGAUGGGCUGCGAGUGUAACUUGACGCUGGAGCACAAAUGUGGAGAUGGACGAUGUGUUUCCAAAGAGUGGGUCUGCGACGGAGACUUUGACUGCGGCGACAAGAGCGACGAACACAACUGCUCGUGUAAGAGUCAGGGUUUGUUGGAGUGUCGUGACGGUCAGUGCAUCCCGUCGGCUUUUCGCUGCGAUGGAGAAAACGACUGCAAAGAUGGCAGUGACGAGGAGCAGUGCCACGGGGAGCAGACUGGGGUGGUGUCAUGUCCGCCGGGUGAGUCCAGCUGCACUUCCUCCUCCUGCUCAGCAUGUGGCGCCAACGAAGCAUGUGACACUCGCAUCAACAACACCUCAUCCCACCGGCGCAACAACUGCUCCCAGUGUGAGCCCAUCACUCUGGAGCUGUGCCUAAACUUGCCGUAUAACCACACCACGUUCCCCAACUUCCUGGGGCACCACUCACAGCGGGAGUCGGCCGUGUCUUGGGAGGCCUCUCUGUUCCCGGCACUGGUUCAGACCGGCUGCUUCCCAUUUCUCAUGUUCUACGCCUGCAGCCUCCUCGUGCCCAAGUGUGACCCCAGCACUGCCCAGAGAGUCCCCCCCUGCAGGUCUCUGUGUCGCGGGGCGAAAGAUCGCUGUGAGUUGGUGUUGGGAAUCGUGGGUCUGCAAUGGCCCGAGGACUCGGACUGCUCACAGUUCCCCGAGGAGGACGAGGGCGCCCCCUGCCUUCUGCCAGUGGACGGCACUGACGAGUGCUCCCCCAGUCACUUCAAAUGUCGCUCGGGACGUUGUGUUCUGGCGACAAAACUCUGUGACGGACAUUUGGACUGUGAUGACCAGAGCGACGAAGAUCACUGCGGCUGUUCUGAGCGUGCUCUGUGGGAGUGUCCCGGCAGCUCCGUGUGUAUAAAACCCUCAAUGAUCUGUGAUGGGAUCCCAGACUGCCCCCUGCAGCUUGACGAGACCAACUGCACCGUGUGCAGUGAUAACGAGCUCUCCUGUAACAACCACGAGUGUGUCCACCGGACUUUGUGGUGCGACGGCAAACAGCACUGCUCCGACAGCUCUGACGAGUGGGACUGUGUCUCCCUGGAAGACCGGUCUGGCCAGGUUUUGACGGUGCUUCGGUCCGGGGCUGAGUACCAGGUCUGUGCCGACGAAUGGACCCAAGACCUGAGUGAGCUGACCUGUCGACAGCUCGGGCUAGGAGUCCCCUCCUCGGUGAGUGAAGUCCCGGAUCAGGCUGGAGUCCAGGGCCGAAGACGCUGGCUCCACGUUCAUCCGGAGUUCAACCACAAGAAUACCACCGCUCUGCAGGGAAGACUGGAGAAGAGGAGUCAUGCCUGUCACACCCGGAGGAGAGUUUCAGUGCUUUGCUCCCAAGAAGACUGCGGUGAGCGUCCUGCAGUGGCCACAGCCUCUGUGCGUCAUCGACACAAGAGAAUUGUGGGAGAUGGAGUCUCUUCUCACAAACACAAUAGCUCCCACCACAGACAGAGAACCACAGAACCCCACCAUCCCUACUACAACAGCACCAAUGAUGCCGCACUGCCCCACGGGAUUGUGGGAGCUGUAGUCCACAGGCAGAAGCGUAUCCUGGGGGGGCGUGUCUCUCGAGUGGGGGCGUGGCCGUGGCAGUGCUCCCUGCAGAGUGGGACCAGUGGACAUGUUUGUGGAUGUGUCCUAAUCGCGAGGAGGUGGGCUCUGACUGUGGCCCACUGCUUUGAAGGGCGAGAGACCGCAGAGCUGUGGAAGGUGGUCCUGGGCCUGAACAACCUGGACCACCCCGGGACCCAGAGCCAGACCAGAGGAGUCCGGACCAUCGUAGUCCAUCCCAGAUACAACAGGGCUGUGGUGGACUAUGACAUCAGCGUGGUGCAGCUUGAGACCGAGGUGGAGGAGAGCGUGUUUGUGCGUCCAGUGUGUUUACCGUCCACUGACCAGCUGCCAUCUCCUGACUCCUACUGCUACAUCACGGGAUGGGGACACAUGGGAAACCGCAUGCCCUUUAAGCUCCAGGAGGGGGCAGUGCGUAUCAUCUCCAUGUCCCAGUGUCAGUCCUACUUUGACUCAAAGACUAUAACUCCCAGAAUGCUUUGUGCUGGAUAUGAUGCAGGCACAGUGGACUCCUGUAUGGGAGACAGUGGUGGUCCUCUGGUCUGUGAGGACCCGUCCGGCCGCUGGACCCUGUUCGGACUCACCUCCUGGGGCUCCGUCUGUUUCAGCAAAGUCCUGGGUCCUGGAGUCUACAGCAACGUCACCCACUUCACCCAAUGGAUCCAACGGCAGAUCUACAUCCACACCUUCAUCAAGGACUGA
Molecule: messenger RNA, 6888 nt
Organism: Knipowitschia caucasica
Lineage: Eukaryota; Metazoa; Chordata; Actinopteri; Gobiiformes; Gobiidae
Source: the annotation of a GenBank genome assembly